This is a messenger RNA of Mauremys reevesii (Reeves's turtle), 1679 nucleotides long. RefSeq names its product L-amino-acid oxidase-like. The record is from RefSeq and is a predicted model, not a curated record. Gene Ontology annotation, molecular function: polyamine oxidase activity; L-amino-acid oxidase activity. Lineage: Eukaryota; Metazoa; Chordata; Testudines; Geoemydidae. Gene Ontology annotation, biological process: amino acid catabolic process. Bases 74 to 1618 code for a protein of 514 amino acids. The transcript is spliced from 7 exons.
UUUAUCCGUAGGUCUAUAUAAAAGGUGGGUAUAAAAUAAGAGGGUAACUGGAUGACUCCACCCACCAUCCGAAAUGGACAGGUUCUUAUUUCUUCAGCUCUUCCUCCUCGUAGCAAUCCUGAGCUCGGAGGGCUUCCCGCGCAAAUCGAAGGAGUGGGAGAAAUGCUUUAUUGACCCUGACUACGAAGAACUGGUGGACAUUGCCCAAAAUGGGCUGGAAGGAGCAUGUCGUUCAAAGGAGGUGGUGAUUGUCGGGGCAGGAAUCAGUGGACUCACUGCUGCCACACUGCUGAAAGAAGCUGGUUGCAAGGUCCUGAUUCUGGAAGCCAGUAACCGUGUGGGAGGACGUAUCUUGACCUACCGAGAAGGAGAUUGGUACGCGGAGCUGGGAGCCAUGCGUUUGCCAAGAAGCCACAGGAUUGUGCGUGAAUUUAUUACCAGAUUCGGACUUAAACUGAAGCCAUUCUAUAAUACUAAUGUCAAUGCCUGGUAUUUGACUAACAACGUCAGGGCAAAAUCUGGAGAUGUUGACCGAAACCCUGAUAUCUUGCAAUACCCUGUGCUUCCCACAGAGAGGGGGAAGUCUGCCGGUGAACUUUAUGACCAGACACUGGAUAAGGUGACAACAGACUGCAGAGCUUUGAAAGAGAAAUAUGACUCAUUUUCCAUCAAGGAAUAUUUGAUCAAAGAAGGAAAAUUAAGUAGAGGAGCCAUUGACAUGAUUGGUGACGUGCUGAAUCUAGAUGGUAGUUUCCACCUGUCUUUUCUGUACUCUGUCAUGGACGAUAUUGCGUUCAAAGAAGGUCUUGAUGAGAUCAUAGGGGGAUUCGAUCAGCUACCAGUGGCUUUCUACAAGACUAUGCCUAGGGAUAUUCUAUUUCAGUCCACAGUGGUGAAGAUACUACACGACAAUGAAAAAGCGAGAGUGUUUUAUCGCAGGCCACUCACAUCGCUCCUCUCCUCAGUGAUGGCCGACUAUGUCCUUGUCACAACCACAGCAAAAGCUGCACGGUUCAUUAAAUUUUCUCCACCUCUUUCCUCCAACAAGACCCAUGCCCUGCGCUCCCUCCGCUACUCAAGGGAUGUGAAGAUUUUUUUGGCCUGCAGGGAAAAGUUUUGGGAGAAGGAUGGAAUCUAUUAUGGGAGGUCAAUCACUGAUCGUCCAUCCAGGUUCAUCUACUACCCCGGCCACAAUUUCUCCAGUGGAGUGGGGGUGAUCCUGGCUUCCUACACUUGGGAUGAUGAGGCUGAAUUCUUCACUCCCCUCAGUGAUGAACAGUGCGUUGAUGUGAUACAGGAGGACCUGGCAGAAAUCCACCAGCUGCCCAAGACUUAUAUCCGGAACGUCUGUGAUAAACAUGUGGUCAAGAAAUGGGGUCUGGACAAAUAUGCGAUGGGAGCAUAUGUUUCAUUAACCCCGUAUCAGUUAGUCGACUACUCCAAAGCUUUGUUUCAGAACGAAGGGAGGGUCUAUUUUGCAGGAGAAUACACUGCUCACCCUCACGCCUGGAUCGAGACGGCUAUGAAAGCUGCCGUGAGAGCAGCCAGGAACAUCCAUGGUGCUGUCAGUGCAUCACCCAGGUGGCAACAGGAAGAGCUGAAGGAAAAUAAAUUGUAAUGGAUUUUUGAGUGUUUCGUGAAGGUACAAACCCCUGGGGAUUCUGAUGGGGGAAUUAAAA